Molecule: messenger RNA, 1650 nt
Organism: Caenorhabditis briggsae
Lineage: Eukaryota; Metazoa; Nematoda; Chromadorea; Rhabditida; Rhabditidae
Exons: 8
Coding region: 1-1650 (549 amino acids)
Biological process (GO): phospholipid catabolic process
Cellular component (GO): extracellular region
Molecular function (GO): glycerophospholipase activity
Source: RefSeq, a predicted model, not a curated record
AUGAAAGUGCUUCUCGGCCUCCUGUUGGCCUCUUUAGUAGCAUCCCAAAGCUCGGAAGGUCGUGAUGAGAAAUAUACAUACAAGCAAUUGUGCAUUGUAGAUGAUAAGCCACAAGUUCUUGAUGGAUUUGACUGCCGUAAUCAAGUUGCAGUGGCCAGAUGGCAAAAUGCUGUAAACACAACUGGAUGGACCUUCCUUGAAGUGGAGACCAAGGAGAACUACUGCCCACAACUCCAAGCUUACUCUGCUGGAUAUCUUGAGGGACUCCUCUCCAAAACCGUUCUUUCAUACCAUUUGAAAAACGCUCAAGAGGAUUACUGUAAGAACUUCACUGGAUACUGCUCCAGACUCUCCGAUUUCCUUGUCGAGAACCAAAAAUGGAUUCAAACUACAUUGGAGACAGUCGCUCCGGAUGAUCUCUACUGGGGAGCCGUCAACAGAACCUACCACCAACUCUCCGGAAUGAUUGAUGCUUAUGAAGGACGCGAGUUCAAGCCAAGAGUCACCUAUGAGCUUCACCCAAUCUUGUAUCUGAACUUGAACGGAGAUUUCUACGAUUUGGAGAAGAAAUUGAACAAGACCAGAGACCCGGCUCUUGACCAAACUGGAGGAAAAUGCUCCGGACUUAUCAAGGUUGCUCCAGGAAACGCGGAUCUCUUUAUUUCUCAAGUCACCAUGUCUGGAUUCCAAAACAUGCUCAGAAUCAUCAAGCUUUACAAGUUCGGUUAUGACCGUCAAUUCUAUCCUGGAUACGGAUCAUCGUUCUCUUCCUACCCAGGACUUUUGUACUCUUCUGAUGACUUUGCACUUCAAACUUCUGGAUUGGCUGUCAUCGAAACCACUAUCAGUGUCUUCAACACUUCUCUUUUCGAGAAUACCAAACCAGUCGGUCAACUUCCAACCUGGGUGAGAGCCAUUAUCUCCAACCAACUUGCUCGUGACGCUAGAGAAUGGUGCAAACUGUAUGCUAUGUACAACUCGGGAACUUACAACAACCAAUGGGCUGUUUUGGAUUACAAGAAGUUCACACCAAACAAGCCACUUGCCAAGUAUGGACUCUUCUACGUCCUUGAGCAGAUGCCAGGAAAAAUUGUGUACUCCGAUUUGACAUGGUUCAUUGAGAAGUACUCUUACUUCCCAUCCUACAACAUUCCAUUUUUCAAGGAGAUCACUGAAAUCUCUGGAUUCAUCGGACAAGCUGCCAAACUCGGUGACUGGUUCAAGUGGGGAGCCUCACCAAGAGCAAAGAUCUUUGAGCGUGACCACAUCAAGGUUCAUGAUUUGGACACCCUCACCGCUCUCAUGAGAUACAAUGACUACCAGAACGACGAGUUCUCCAAGUGCAAGUGCAACCCACCGUACUCUGCCGAAGCUGGAAUUUCUGCUCGUGGAGAUUUGAAUCCAGCCAAUGGAACUUACGAAUUCCCAGGACAAGGACACGUUAACCAUGGAGCUUUGGAUUAUAAGGGAACCAAUGUUGAGUUGAUGAAGAAACUUCAAUUCGUUGCUCAAGGAGGACCAACAUGGGGAAAAGUUCCAUCGUUCAAGUGGUCUGAGUUUGACUUUAAGGACAAAGUCAGCCAUGUAGGACACCCAGAUGAGUGGAAAUUCAACACUUUGAUUCACAAAUGGGAAACCGAAAUCUUCUGA